Molecule: messenger RNA, 255 nt
Organism: Echinostoma caproni
Lineage: Eukaryota; Metazoa; Platyhelminthes; Trematoda; Plagiorchiida; Echinostomatidae
Source: the annotation of a GenBank genome assembly
AUGAGCUGUAGUACUGAUGAUGAUGAUGAUGAUGAUGACGAUGAUGAUGAUGAUGAUGAUGAUGAUGAUGACUCGGAUGAUGAUGAUGAUGAUGAUGAUGAUGAUGACUCGGAUGAUGAUGAUGAUGAUGGGAAUUCAAAUGAUGCAGUGAAUUUCUCGCUUAUCCAAGCAGGGCUUGAUAGCGGUUGUGACGGAACCACUUCGUUGUCGUCGGAUGAUGCGUCGUCUUCGACCAAGCAACUAUUUUUCAUCUAA